Messenger RNA from Panicum hallii, 790 nucleotides. RefSeq lists its product as uncharacterized. The transcript has 5 exons. The coding region runs from base 1 to 462 and encodes 153 amino acids. The record is from RefSeq and is a predicted model, not a curated record. Lineage: Eukaryota; Viridiplantae; Streptophyta; Magnoliopsida; Poales; Poaceae.
AUGGUGUCGGCUGCGGCUUCCCCGCAGCAGGACACGUGCGCGGUUGGCGGCCCCCGCAGCAGGACGCGCGCGCCGGCGGCCCCAGCAGCGAGACCUGUCCGCGGACUCAGACGCACGAGGGGACUUCACGGCUGCCGGCUGAGGGAGGGAGCAACGCCGGCCAUCAUUGCCAAGGGACCACCAAAGAAGAAGAGAAGUACCACCAAAUCAUCAACCGAGGAAAGUAUAGUACCUUUUAAUGAUGAAGCACCAUCAUCGUCUAUGACUUUCCCACCAAGCCACAGUGUAGAACUUACAAAUAAGAAAAGUAGAAAAGGUACAUCAGAUUCUGGAGGCUCAAUCAGGUUCAAGUCAGCAGGUAGUACAAACCAACCUGAGCCCAUUAGCAUUGAGUUUCCCAUGUCUAGGGGCUCAAAUCCACUUGUUGCAACCAAAGCAAAAGGGAAGAAGCUAGGUAAAUAGGAUAAAGAGAAGGGAGGGAAAGGUCCUAAAGCCCAAAAUUAAGAAGCAAACCAAGGAGAAGGGAAAGAAGAAUGACGUGUCAUUUGAGAGCCCUGCAAUGCACACAAGAAGCAAAAGAGUUGAUCCUUACAGCCCUGCAAUGAGCACAAGAAGCAAAAGAAGGCUCAACUUGUGAUUUACCAUGUUCUGGACUGGUUGUGCUUAUGUCUUAACUCAUUUUGUGGACGAUGUGACCAUGCAUGUCAUGCAAUCCAAGUGAUGCGUCUGAACCUACUAUAUGUGAACUCGCAUGUUUGAAAUGUACUGUUGAAUUUAUUAGAGAUCUUAA